AUGACCACCGCACCACCAUCGUACUCACUCGACGAUGCUCCCCCUUCCUACGAGGAGGUCGUCCGGAAAUUCGAAAGUCUCAUUCCCAGCAACCCCACCGCGACCCAGGUCUACGACGCGGCACUGAGAGGCCUAACCCAGGCCGAUCUGGAUGUCCUCGUUGCCAACCACGAGGCCAACUUCCCUCUCAAGACGGAUCAGGAGAAGGCCGACUUCUCACGCGGGGCCGCUGAGACCUCCUCGGCCGCCGACCUGCAGUCUGCGCUGGAGAUUUCCGCCAAAGCAGCGGCGGCCACGGCGGGAGACGUCCGGCUCAGGUUCGAUGGACUGCAGUCCAAGCUUGAAAGUCUUGACCUGCGCUGGAAUACCGAGUGGGCCAAGAGGUUUGUUGCCACGCAGCAGUCCUUCCAGUCUGUCAUCGAUGACAGUCAGGCGAAUGCCACCAAGACAUACAAUUUCACAAGGAAGCUUGACAAUCAGGAUAUUCUGUACUGCAAUGAUAGCACCAAGACUCUUGCCGACCGCAAGACCAGAAUCCAAGGCACCAUCGAUGCCGCAGCGACUCUGAAAACCGAAAACGGUAGGAUCACUACACAGCUGGGCACUGUUUCCACGGAUCUGCAGAGCUUCAUCUCGGAUUUUAUCGCUUGGGCGAGGGGCAAAGAAGGGGAGCUGAGCGCCGAACUGGCAAGAAUUAAGAGAGAGCUCAUCGAACUGGAAGGGAAAAUCGCGGAGUUGGAAACCGCGGCUGAAGCCAUCAAACAUGUCGGUCAGGGUCUUUUGCCCAUCAUGGAAGGACUGGCGGCCUGUUUCCCCCCCUACGGGACUCUCAUCGCAAUUGGCGGGUUGAUCAUCGCCGGGGUGCAACUGGCUAGUACCACAGCCCUGAUGAUUGAAAUCGCCAAGGCCAAGCAGCAAGUCAAAGACAAGACUCGGGAAAGAGAUCAGCUCGAGGCUGAUCUGGAGCAGAUCCGGGAGGCUCGCGAGCAGGUCGAAGCGAUGAGUUCCGCCGACCUCAGCUCGUUUGGAUCCACCAUCUCCUCCAUGACGAGUACUCCCAGCGCGGCCGAGACGGUGGCCCAGCAAAUCAAGAAAUGGCUGGAAGAUGGAGCCCCCGAGAAUGGUCGACCGGCCUAUAUGGGCUUCAGAGUCAACCACAAUGCCACUAGUUGUGAGAUUGUCCCCUCCUUCAUAUUUGUCGAUAAUAUCCAACCUACCCCCGAUGCCCCCGAUGCCCCCAAUGCCCAGAGGAUGAUCUCAUAG
This is a messenger RNA of Aspergillus aculeatinus CBS 121060, 1263 nucleotides long. RefSeq lists its product as uncharacterized. The transcript has 8 exons. Lineage: Eukaryota; Fungi; Ascomycota; Eurotiomycetes; Eurotiales; Aspergillaceae. Bases 1 to 1263 code for a protein of 420 amino acids. The record is from RefSeq and is a predicted model, not a curated record.